Messenger RNA from Fusarium vanettenii 77-13-4, 2247 nucleotides. RefSeq lists its product as uncharacterized. The coding region runs from base 1 to 2247 and encodes 748 amino acids. The transcript is spliced from 4 exons. NCBI's taxonomy places the organism in Eukaryota, Fungi, Ascomycota, Sordariomycetes, Hypocreales, Nectriaceae. Gene Ontology annotation, cellular component: kinesin complex; microtubule; nucleus. Gene Ontology annotation, biological process: microtubule-based movement. The record is from RefSeq and is a predicted model, not a curated record. Gene Ontology annotation, molecular function: ATP binding; microtubule motor activity; microtubule binding.
AUGGACGCCUCGCGCAAGGCUUCACACAACCUCUUCGAGGUCUACCUGCGACUGCGCCCGCCGCCCUCGCACAACACCAACCCAGAGCGUAUCCUCAAUGUUGAGGAAGCGGAGCAGGACUCCCAUGCGACGCAUAUCACGUUGAACCCGCCGACGGACCGACGGAGGGCCAUCGAGAAGUUUGCCUUUACUCGGGUGUUUGAAGAGGAAGCGACCCAGCUCGAUGUCUUCCACAGCACCGAAAUCGUGUCGUUUGUUGAGGGCGUGUUGGCUCCUCAGGGAGGAGAGGGAACAGAUGCUGUCGUAGCAACAUUGGGCGUUACCGGGUCGGGCAAGACUCACACGAUCUUGGGCAACAAGACACAGCGAGGCUUGACCCAGCUGACGAUGGAUGUUUUGUUCCGAUCGAUUGGCGAAAACAUGGUCGAUUCCCACUCCGUCUAUGCCGCCCAAGACUCCCUCCAGGCAAGCGACGCCUCCGAGUCGACUCUAACUGUCGCGUCUCACUUCUUCGAUCCUCCAUAUGCCGAAUCUCUCGCGGCGUCAAGGGCAGGCUCACGCGCCGGCACACCUAUGUUUGUACGAACCCAGAACUCGAUCCUUUCUUUUGUAAAGUCCCCAGGUCGCCAAGUCUCGAAGUUAGUGGGAAACAUGCCCGGCGCUAUGAUGUCUCCUCCACCUCGACGAAACGCGGCCCGAACCUCGGCACUCCCUCAGUUACCCGACGUCAGCGGAAUCAACGUGCCUUGCGAUCCAUCGGCCGAGUACGUGAUUGUCAUCUCUAUGUAUGAGGUGCACAACGACCGCAUCUACGAUCUUCUCACUCCCCCUAGCAAGUCCGGCGCCACCAAGGAGCUGCGUCGCCGUCCUUUGCUUUUCAAGUCUACUGAGUUGUCCCCUGACCGCAAGGUUGUUGCUGGGCUGCGAAAGAUCAUUUGCACUACUUAUGCUGAGGCUCUGACUGUUAUUGAGACUGGCCUUCAAGAGCGCCGAGUCGCUGGCACUGGAAGCAACAGCGUCUCGAGCAGAAGCCAUGGCUUCUUUUGUUUCGAGGUCAAGAAGAGGACUCGCAGCAGGAGACCUGGCCCUUGGGAAGGAAACCGGUUCACGAUUGUUGAUUUGGCGGGAAGUGAGCGAGCUCGAGAGGCCAAGACGGCCGGUGCGACGCUUGCAGAGGCUGGCAAGAUCAACGAGAGUUUGAUGUAUCUCGGUCAGUGUCUUCAGACACAGAGUGAGGCUGCAAGCUCAAGCAAGCCCAACAUUGUCCCAUUCAGACAGUGCAAGCUCACCGAGCUCCUCUUCUCCAACUCGUUCCCCUCCUCUUCGACUACCCCUCAUGCUCACGCUCCUCGACGAAACCCUCAGAGGGGUGUCAUGAUCAUCACAGCUGACCCUCGAGGUGACUUCAAUGCCACCUCCCAGAUCCUGCGAUACAGCGCCCUUGCUCGCGAGGUUACGGUGCCACGAAUCCCCUCUAUCACAGCCACUAUCCUGGCUCACCCACCCCCUAAAGCGGCUAACACCCGUUCGCCCAGCCCAGUGCAUCACCAUACCCGGCCAUUCAUGCCUCCUGGUUCGGGUUCGUUUAGAAACUACACCCCUCCCAUGAGCUCCGAUGAGCGUCAGACCAUGGAGAUUGCUGCCCUGGAGAUCGCCCGACUUAGUGAUGAGACCGAUCAGCUGCGGGAAGAGGUCGAUCGCCAGACGGAAGCGCGGAUUUCCGCCGAGGCUCAUCUGCUGAGCAUGGAAGAUCGCAUGCUUGAUAUGGAGGCAUCCAUUCGUGAAGACUGCGCUGCUGAGUUUGAACAGCGCCUCGCCAUGGAGAUGGCACGGUGGAAGGCUUCUAUGGCACUUGAGCAGGAGCGUAAUGAAGAGCACUGGGAUCGCAAGGUCGAGAUCCUCGAGCGUGGUCUUGCUCCUGAUGAUUCCGACUAUGACAAGGAGAAUGUUCUCAUCGAGGAUCUGGAGGAAGAGGUUGAGAGACUUCGCCAUGAGAACGGCAUCCUGAAGCGUGAGCUCGCCUCGCGCAGCCCCAGCAAGCGGAGACCCCUCGGAGAACGCGAGGACUUUGCACCAGCCGCAAAGACAUCCAAGACCGAUGGUGUCUCCAACCUCGGACGCAAGCUGGAGCGCAUGCGCGUUAGCAACGACACUUCGCGCCCAGCAGCCGUCGCGAACGGCAGCCCCACCAAGAAGGUUCGCAAGCUGGGGGCGAAGCGGUGGGAGGACCACGAUGAGCUGGAGUAG